UUGCCCAUGUGACCCGGAAGUCAUUGGCUCCUGCCAGGAGAUAGGAAGUGUGUGCCACUUGUGCACUGUGUGUUCCUGUAAUAACAAUGGCUGUACUGAGGCUCCUGCUGGGGUCAGCAGGGAUCAGAAAGCUUCUGGUGGCCCCCAGUACCAGAAAUCAGGCUCUAAACAACUAUAGCAGAAUAUCCAAAGUCACAUCUAUCUGCCUCCGGACAGAGCCAUUCCAGCUGCGUCUGCAGAAAGAUCUUGGUUUUAGGUCAUUGCGACCCUUUGGUUCUGCAUCCAAAGUUGCUGAGUCCAGUGAAGACAAUGCUCUUAAAUGGCUUCUUCUUCUGAUCCCAGUCUCUACGUUUGGACUUGGCACCUGGCAGGUCCAGAGACGCAAUUGGAAACUGAAACUCAUUGAGGAAAUGGAGUCUCGAGUGAAUGCCAAACCUGUUCCACUCCCUAUCGACCCAGCAGAGCUCAGGAAAUUAGAGUAUUGUCCUGUUAAAGUCCGCGGUCACUUUGAUCACUCCAAGGAACUUUUCAUACAACCUCGAACAUUGCUGGAUCCAGAGAAGGAAGCUCGGCAGGCUGGUCAGAUCUCCUCAAGCACAGAGAGUGGCGCCCAUGUGAUAACCCCCUUCUACUGCACAGAUCUGGGAAUCACUAUCCUGGUGAACAGGGGAUUUAUUCCACGAAAGAAAAUAAAUCCAGAGACAAGGCAGAAGGGACAGGUUGAAGGUGAGGUUGAGCUGGUGGGAAUUGUAAGGCUGACCGAGAUUCGCAAGCCUUUUGUUCCACAGAAUGAUGUUACACGGAAUCGAUGGCAUUAUAGGGACCUUGAGGCAAUGGCGAGAGUUACAGGAGCUGAACCUAUACUCAUCGACGCAGGCAAAGGUACUACUGUCCCAGGAGGACCUAUUGGUGGGCAAACCAGGGUGACCUUGAGAAAUGAACACAUGCAGUACAUUGUAACAUGGUAUGGUCUAUGCGCAGCUACUACCUAUAUGUGGUGUAAGAAGUUUGUGAAGAAGUUGGCUUAGUAACGCACAGUCUCAAAUCUUUUAGGAACUGGUAAAAAGUAAAGCAAUCACACUCCAGGAUGGCUGCCACAUAAGGAUGAUAUAUUACAGGACAUUUGGACUGGACAUGCCAAGACAUAACAGAUGGACAAUAUAAUAAAGACCUACGAUGCAGAAGGUUUGAGAAUAGAGAAAGUAAUGAGAUACAGAUUCUUGUGCCUUGUAAUCAGUUGACGGCACAGAAAUUCUAUAGCCUUGACAUGGAAUUAAUAAAGAGACCUAAAAAUGAACUGUGACUCUGCAAUGGAAACCGUUUCGAGUUUACCUUAAUUUACUACAUUGAGGCAUCAAGAAUAUAGACUGGGCAAGACAAGCAGGCUGGAUGGUUUCUCGAUACAGUUCAAUCCAUCAGUCUGCUUUAAUAUGACGUUGAUAGUAAAUGCACGAAAGGGCAAGACCUGCAGGUUGGAUGCAUUUCAUACUACAGCGAGUGCUUAAUUAUUACCUAAUUUAAUAGGUGAACAUACCAACUUUAUCAAGGAGGUUUGUUCUUUCACACAGCUACAGCCAAACUUUUAUUACAUUUUUUUUUUUUUGUCCUGUUUGUUCGUUGAGUAAUUAUUAACCAGUAUGUGAAUGAUACCAUGCCACAAUUGUCGUAAUAUAAAAGGAAUUGCAAAACCACAUGUCAUAAAGGUGUCAUCAUAAUGCGUGCCCAAAGGUCUCUUUAUUUUUUUUACUGACCCUGUUGAAGUUUUGAGAAUUUGUCUAGUUUACACUUUUCAUACAGUGCUUUCACCCAGCAUUUCUGUAUGUUUCAUACCUUCCGUAGGUUCUUUCUUAGAAGUGUUUCACUUUAAGUCCUGCUAUUUUCUUGCUGCCAUACUGUUUACUGUGGGAAUUGUAUAUAUGCUGAAUAAACUAAUUUAACAAACAUGA
This is a messenger RNA of Pelobates fuscus (common spadefoot toad), 1946 nucleotides long. RefSeq names its product surfeit locus protein 1. Gene Ontology annotation, cellular component: membrane; mitochondrion. The transcript is spliced from 9 exons. The record is from RefSeq and is a predicted model, not a curated record. The coding region runs from base 87 to 1028 and encodes 313 amino acids. Lineage: Eukaryota; Metazoa; Chordata; Amphibia; Anura; Pelobatidae. Gene Ontology annotation, biological process: mitochondrial respiratory chain complex IV assembly.